AUGAUUACACAGAAAAGAGUUACACACACCCCAAAAAGUCAACAAAAAAAUAAAUCAAGAUUUUGGAAUUUUGUUUGCCACAUUUCUGGUUUUGUUAUCCNAUUUUCUUUGAAAUUAGCUGGAGAAGGUGUUGUUGUUACAGGAAAUCCUGGUCUAGCCAAAGAAGCUGCAGCAAUCGCUAUCCGGUCUGUGACAGAACACGUUGAUUGCUUUAACCACUGGGAUAUUCUCUAUAAGGAGCAUCUAGAAGCUAGCGUUGCUCUUCUUAGAAAGCUUGCAGACGAAUGGAAGGAUCAUGCCCCUAAAGUAUUAUCAUCACCAGGUGAUACUCUCACUGUCAAUCGAGCUAUGAGUAGCUUCAGGCUUAAGAAUGAAAAAGGCAUCACAGAAGGAGGAGCCAAUUGUUCACUUUACAAGGAAGCCGACGAGUCGUGCAAACUGAUCUUGGGGAGACUCUCCCGUGAAAGUGGCUGCCUCAAAAUAGCACCCAUUACUGCUGUGGUUCUAGGAGCUGCAUUUGCCGCUGCAGGAGGCGUUGCAGGAGCCGCUCUUGCUCUAUGCUUACCACUAGCAUAAUGGGCGGCCACAAAAUAACGCCCAUUUCUUUUUAAUUGUAUAUUUUUUAAAAUUAACCUAGGCUAACUUGUUCAUACAUAUGUAGUAGGUCAAUUCGUUAGGUGUUUCAUUUUGAAUGAUUAUGUUUAUUUGCGUGACGUGAUUACUAAUUGAUUAAUUGUAUAUUUCUUGCAAAAGAUAGA
Camelina sativa (false flax) is the source of this 758-nucleotide messenger RNA. The record is from RefSeq and is a predicted model, not a curated record. Lineage: Eukaryota; Viridiplantae; Streptophyta; Magnoliopsida; Brassicales; Brassicaceae.